AUGUCUCGCGUCAUUGUUGUCGGUGGCGGUCUAUCCGGCCUGAGCGGUGAGUCCUACAUCCGACGACCACUUUGAGCCCCGUCCGCGAAACCAUCUCGUUGAUGCUGAUGCGCCUUCUCCAUUUGCAGCCGCACACACUGCGCUUGAGCGUGGUGCCAGCGUUCUCGUUCUUGACAAGGUGAGCGGGAAAGAUUGCUUCUUCAGCUUUGGAUAAGACUCCCGCUUCGGGUGGCCUUGCUGUGCCCAUUCUCUCGCUUUCGACUCGACUGAGCACGUCACGAGAUGCGGCAGCUACCGCUUGCGCCACGCUGCGCACCAAUGAGCCUGCAUUCACGCCUUGCCUCUUGCUCCUUCCUCAGAACCCCUUCUUUGGCGGCAACUCAACCAAGGCCACUUCAGGUAUCAAUGGUGCAGGGACCAACACCCAAUCAGAGCUCAGCAUUCCAGACAGCGCCAAGAUUUUCUUCGAGGUGAGUUUGCGAGUUUGCAGGCUGCGACUGCGCUUACAUUCGAGACACUGCUGACGCUUACAUGAUGCACUGCUGUUGUUCGCAAUUUGCAGGACACCAAAAAGUCUGCUCGUGACCUGGCGCGACCUGAUCUGAUCAAAGUCCUCACUGGCCGGUCCGGCGAGGCCGUCAACUGGCUGCAAGACCGCUUCGGUCUGGAUCUGUCCAAGGUCUCCAGAUUGGGUGGUCACUCGCAGCCUCGUACCCACCGUGGUGGCGCCCAAUUCCCCGGCAUGACGAUCACCUAUGCCCAGAUGGAGAAGCUGGAGGAUCUUGCCGAGUCCGACCCUGAGCGCGUGCAGAUCAUCAAGAAGGCGCGCGUUACCAGCCUUAUCUACGAGAAUGGCGAGGUCAAGGGUGUGGAGUAUGAGACUGCUGGACAGAAGCACCAGGAACGCGGUGCCGUCGUCCUCGCCACUGGCGGUUACGCAGCAGACUUUGACGAUGUCAACUCUCUGCUCAAGAAGCACCGUCCAGACCUCGUUCACCUUCCCACCACCAACGGAGACCACUGCACCGGUGAUGGUCAAAAGAUGGUCGCCUCUAUCGGUGGUCGCCUGAUCGAUCUCGAAAAGGUGCAAGUUCACCCCACUGGUCUCGUUGACCCACGUGACCCAGACGCCAAGGUCAAGUUCCUUGCUGCCGAGGCUCUCCGUGGCUGCGGUGGUCUGCUCCUCGACAACGAGGGACAGCGAUUUGCUGACGAGCUUGGUCACCGUGACUACGUCACUGGCCGCAUGUGGGAGAACAACAAGUUCCCAGUACGCCUAGUCCUGAACGGAGCCGCGUCCAAGGAGAUCGAGUGGCACUGCAAGCACUACGAGGGCCGUGGCUUGAUGCGCCGCUUCGAGGGCGGUGAUGCGCUCGCCAAGGAGAUUGGCAUUCCUGCUGACAAACUCAAGGCUACCUUUGAGGACUACAACGCCAUUGCCACCGGUAAGAAGAAGUGCCCCUUCAACAAGAAAUUCUUCCACAACGCAGACAUGCGCAUGAACGACACUUUCUACGUUGCCCUCAUGACUCCUGUGCUCCACUACACCAUGGGAGGUCUGGAGAUCGAUCCCACUUCUCGCGUGAUUGACAGCCAAGGCAAGCCCAUUCCCGGUCUCUUCGCUUCCGGGGAGAUUGCUGGUGGUGUUCACGGAGCCAACCGUCUGGGAGGCUCUUCCCUCUUGGGCUGCGUCGUCUUUGGUCGUGUCGCUGGUGACUCUGCCACCGCUUUCUUGCUGAACCAGUACACCUCCGGCAAGGCUGCUUCCCGUGUCGGCCAGGUUGCCCAGCACCUGGAGACCACUGUUCGCGUCAACCCGGAGAACUACAACGUCAACUUGACCUUCUCUUGGGCUGGCCAACAGCAGGCUGGUGCGGGCGCAUCCGGCGCUCUUCAACAGUCGAGCGCCCCGGUUCAACAAGCUGCGCAAGCCCAGACUGAAGGCAACGCCAGUGCGGGCCCUGCAACUCAAAAGGCGCCUCCUCAAAAGGCGGAGGAGAACAAGGGAUCCAAGACGUACACUAUGGACGAGGUCGCCAAGCACUCCAAAGAGAGCGAUGUGUGGGUCGUCGUGGGCGAUCAGGUCCUGGACGUGACCAACUUUUUGCCGGACCACCCUGGAGGACCCAAGGCGAUCUUGCUUUACGCUGGAAAGGAUGCGACAGAAGAAUUCGACAUGAUGCACGACCGCGCCGUCAUCAAGCGUUACGCUGCUGACGCCGUCAUCGGAUCCAUCGCCAAGUGA
Molecule: messenger RNA, 2245 nt
Organism: Ceraceosorus bombacis
Lineage: Eukaryota; Fungi; Basidiomycota; Exobasidiomycetes; Ceraceosorales; Ceraceosoraceae
Source: the annotation of a GenBank genome assembly